ACUAGGCUGUCUGUUGUCAGACUACGUUGAAACCGUUAUCAGUACAUCUACAGUCUCUCAGGUGGCGUAUCCCGUCAUCAGAUCAAAAUCGAUGACGUCUUUCAAGGUGUGCCAAUUCUUUUUCCAACAGUGUGGAUAUGAUUGCCUUUUCUGUUUUGUUCUGUUCUGUUCUGUUCCUGUGCAGAUAACGUGUAUAAUAGAUCGAAACAAUUGGGCUGACAUGAGCUCAGAAAGGUUAAAAUACGAGAGGUAAAAAGUAUUUAGCAACAUAAAAAUUCAUUGAAAUGUUAAUCCUACUGAUAGCAGACUGAUAUGACAGAGUACAAAUAAGGAAUCGGAUUUUGUAAAGUCGGUGCAUUUGGGAAGCAGUCAGUGUUUCCUUGCCGAUGUAAUUGACUUACAUUUACUAAAACAAUUUUAGUGAAAAAUUACCCGUCUCGAAUCAGCUGUAAGCCAACUAAUUAUUUGAAAAGCCUUUUAAUAUCAGCCAUCAAAAAUAAGUGUAACAGUGCUUCAUUAUCAGGCUUUCUGGGAGUAAGUGACGAAAGCACUCUGCCACAGUAUGAUUUUAGUUGAUCCACGUAUUCGUUCACACACGAUGUACAGCAAGUCACAUAAUGUUUGGGAACGGGAUUCUCCAGCGAUUUGGUGCUACUCAGAUUAUGCAUACCGAGGAACAAGCAGCGACAGCUGGCUACAUCUUCGAGGCGUCCUGGCAACGUACUGUGUGAGGCCGGUGCUCAUCUACUCGGCAACGAUUGUGGUAAUUGUGUCCGUAUUCUUGUUACCGACAUUAGCUUAUUCCCAAGAGUGAGUAGCUUUCACUGAGUUAAUACUAGGCAGAAAUCAAACCUGCAUUUGGAUCGGUCUUCCGUAAGUCUUGUGCAGAAAGGUGUACAGUAUACUGCUGCGUCCAUUUUCAAUAAGCUACUGCUCGAAUUCAAAAAUCUUAGCAGUAAUCGACGCGCUUUCAAAUGGAAACUGAAGAGUUUCCUCACGGUUCAGUCCUUAUAUUCUGUUGCAGACUUCCCUGAAAAAUUAAACCGAUUCUCGCUGUAUUGUUGACUUUCUUCGGGUUCAUAAAUUUUUUUUUCUGUUAGUACUUUUAUGUUGUAAUUUCAUGUACUGACACGUUCCAUAACAUUGCAGAUUCGCUCCCUAAUUUGGUCCUACGGACCUUGAUGUGCAAAUAAAAAUAAUAAAAUAAAUAUAACAGUAAUGCAGUUUUCACUCGUAAAAUGUGAUCUUCCAAUUAUCCGGAGAAAUUAGAAGGGUUUAGUGACACUGUAAGUUGUGCUGACCUUACUAGAGCUACAUUAGAUUUCCACUUUGAAGGACUGAGUGAGGUGAUGCAGUGAUUGGCACACUGGACUCGCAUUCGGGAUGAGGACAGUUCAAACCCACGUCCGGGCCAUCGUGGUGCAGUUUUUCCGCCAUUUCUGUUAAUAGCUUCAGGCAAAGUCCGGGAUGUUCCAUUGAAAGAGGACGGCCAGUUUCCUUCCCCGUCCUUCGCUGAUCUGAGAUUGAGACCAAACUCUAAUGACCUCGCUGCUGACGGUACGUUAAAACACUAAGCUCCUCCAUUCUGAAAGACUCGACAAUUUCUGCACUGUAGCUACAAAUUAAAUAAAUUGGGUCUCCUCCGUUUCCGAGGACAUCUUGCAGGAAAUGAAGACGCUGAAAGAAUACAGAAAACUUCGAAAAUUGUGAUACCAAAGACUCGGAGCUGUUCACCAGUGGCAGGUAUCUCGGUGUCGUAAUUGACACGCACGGACAUGUUUCGCGAACUGUCGACCGAUGCAGGUACACUCGUCGACGGUGCUGCGUAACGAUAAAGAGCUGCCCCGUAACGCCGUGUUUCAGAAUCGACUACGAUGGCGGCCGGCAAUGAAGCUCAGCACAGCACACCGGUGUACCUGGGCGCCCUGCUGGAUGACGGGGAGGGCGCCACCGUCACACUGGUGGCGGGGGAGACGCGGCUGGUGGUGCACAGGGCGGUCCUCGUGGCCGGGAGCCCCGUCUUCGCAGCAAUGUUUCGCCACGACACGGCGGAGUCGCGCGGCGGCCUCGUCGACGUCGCAGACGUGGACGGGCCGGUGCUGAGGGAGCUGCUGACGUACCUGUACACCCUCCGUGCCCCGCAGCUGGCGAGCCUGGCCCCGCGUCUGCUCGUCGCCGCCGACAAGUACGGCGUGGCGAGCCUGAAGGCGCAGUGUGAGCAGCAGCUGGCCGCUGGGCUGACGGUGGACAACGCGGCGGCCACAGCUGUUCUCGCGGUGCGACACUGCUGCCCCGGCCUCCGGCAGACGGCCGUCUCCUACAUAAAGGGCCACACACACCGAGUGAUGGCGACGCAGGGCUGGGCUGACGCAGUGCGCACCCAGCCAGAAGACGUCGUCGAACUCGGCAAGAUGCUGGCGGAGACGCCACCGGAAUCCAGCACGCCCGCCAGUCCCGGCCCCAGCGCCGCCACUCAGCCUCCCAGCGGCGCGGCUGCCCGCCACACUCCGCCGCCUCCUGACGACGCGGCCGUCUCUCGCCUGCGGAGCCUCUCUCAACGGGAGAGAGGGAGGAGGCUGAUAGAGGCGGCCAGGCAGGGCGCGGCGGAGCAGCUGCGCGAGUUGCUGGCGGCGGGGGCGGACGUGGGGGCGAGGGAGGAGUGGGGGGGCAGGUGGACCGCCCUGCACCUGGCAGCAGGCAGGGGUCACGUGGCGGCAGCCAGCUGUCUCGUCGGCGCCGGCGCGGAGGUCGACGCCAGGACCAGCAGGGGGCAGCAGACGCCCCUGCACUGGGCUGCAGACAGUGGCCGCGCUGGUGUGGUGCGGCUGCUGGUCGACGCCUCUGCUGACCUCAACGCCAGGGAUCGGCGGGGACAGACGCCGCUGCACAGGGCGGCAGAGAGGGGCCGGGCAGAGGCGGCGGCUGAGCUCCUCCUGGCGGGGGCGGACAGGGGGGCCCGGGAUGAGGAAGGCAGGACCCCCCUGGACCUCGCCAGGAAGUACGGAAAGCAGCAGCUGGUGGAUAUGCUGAGACAACGCUGA
Molecule: messenger RNA, 3041 nt
Organism: Schistocerca piceifrons (Central American locust)
Lineage: Eukaryota; Metazoa; Arthropoda; Insecta; Orthoptera; Acrididae
Product: poly [ADP-ribose] polymerase tankyrase-1-like
Exons: 3
Coding region: 1875-3041 (388 amino acids)
Molecular function (GO): protein binding
Source: RefSeq, a predicted model, not a curated record